ACCCCGCCCCGACCAAUGGGAGCCCUCGCUCCGCCCUUUAUCGGCGACUCGUGGCUCGCCUCGCCCGUAUAUAUUAACCCUAACCCUAACCCUAACCCGAACCGUAACUCGCUCCGCGCGUUGUCCUUCGCGUCUCCUCUCUUCGCUCGCUGCUCCCCUGCUUCGGCUUCGAAUUCGAAUUCGGCUUCGUGGGCGUCGGGUGAGAGGUGGGCGUGGGCGAGGGAGCGGAGGAGAGGAGGGGGAGCGUUCGACGAGAUCGUCGACGGGGAGGUGUUCAAGUACUACGCCGAGGGGGAGUGGAGGAAGUCGAAUUCGGGGAAGUCGGUUUCCAUCAUUAAUCCCACCACUCGGAAGGUCCAGUACAAAGUGCAAGCAUGCACGCAGGAGGAGGUGAACAAGGUAAUGGAGGCAGCGAAGGCGGCGCAGAAGGCGUGGGCGCGGACGCCGCUGUGGAAGCGGGCGGAGCUCCUCCACAAGGCCGCGGCCAUCCUCAAGGAGCACCGCGCCCCCAUCGCCGAAUGCCUCGUCAAGGAGAUCGCCAAGCCCGCCAAGGACGCCGUCUCUGAGGUGGUUAGGUCCGGUGAUCUCGUAUCGUACACUGCUGAGGAGGGUGUCCGGGUACUUGGAGAGGGCAAGCUGCUUCUUUCUGACAGCUUUCCUGGCAAUGAACGCAACAAGUAUUGCCUUGCUUCUAAGAUACCCCUUGGAGUUGUUUUGGCAAUACCACCAUUUAACUAUCCUGUGAACUUGGCGGUCUCCAAGAUUGCUCCUGCAUUGAUUGCUGGCAAUGCUCUUGUGCUCAAACCCCCUACUCAGGGUGCAGUCGCUGCUCUUCAUAUGAUACACUGCUUUCACCUGGCCGGUUUUCCAAAAGGCUUGAUUAGCUGUGUCACGGGCAAGGGCUCAGAAAUUGGAGAUUUUCUCACAAUGCAUCCUGGGGUCAACUGUAUAAGCUUUACUGGAGGCGAUACUGGCAUUGCCAUUUCAAAGAAGGCUGGAAUGAUCCCCCUUCAAAUGGAACUCGGGGGGAAGGAUGCGUGCAUAGUGCUAGAAGAUGCUGAUCUUGAUUUAGUUGCUGCAAAUAUAGUAAAAGGAGGUUUCUCUUACAGCGGCCAACGAUGCACUGCUGUUAAGGUUGUCCUGGUGAUGGAAUCAGUAGCGGAUGCUCUUGUGGAGAAAGUGAAUGCCAAGCUGGCGAAACUCAAGGUGGGUCCGCCUGAGGAAGACUCUGAUAUAACCCCUGUGGUGACCGAGUCCUCGGCAAAUUUCAUUGAAGGCUUGGUUACGGAUGCCAAAGAGAAAGGAGCAACAUUCUGCCAAGAGUAUAAGAGGGAAGGAAAUCUCAUCUGGCCGUUGCUUUUGGAUCACGUCCGUCCCGAUAUGAGGAUCGCUUGGGAGGAGCCCUUUGGUCCGGUCUUGCCAGUGAUUAGGAUUAGCUCAGUCGAGGAAGGUAUCCACCAUUGCAAUGCCAGCAAUUUUGGGCUCCAGGGAUGCGUCUUCACGAGAGACAUCAACAAAGCAAUCAUGAUAGCCGAUGCAAUGGAGACAGGAACUGUUCAGAUCAACUCAGCGCCGGCUCGCGGACCUGAUCAUUUCCCCUUCCAGGGUCUUAAGGACAGUGGCAUCGGAUCUCAGGGGAUAACUAACAGUAUUAACAUGAUGACGAAGGUCAAGAGCACCGUAAUAAACCUCCCAGCCCCCUCUUACACUAUGGGCUGAGAGAUUCGAGUAAAUAUUAAUCCCUUUCUUAAAUAAAUCACAAGGAAUUCGGGAUCCUCUCUCUGUUUCCAGUUGUCUGCAUAUAUUCUGUUGUCCUAAUUAAAUAAGAUCAGAUAAAAAAGGGUCUUCGCUAGUUUAGAUAGUCGCCGUGUUUCUCUUUCUUAAUGCUUUACUUAUGCAAAGGAAGUUGUAUCAAGAAACUGAGGAUGAGCAUUUGUAUCUCUUUGUGUAUAAUGUAAUACGUUGUAAUAUUAUGUAAUGUUUAUAGCCCUGAUGUUGAAUAGAGGGCAUAAUAAUUGAGAUGAAUUUUGGUUGGUCAAA
Messenger RNA from Ananas comosus (pineapple), 2040 nucleotides. Its product is annotated as NADP-dependent glyceraldehyde-3-phosphate dehydrogenase. Gene Ontology annotation, molecular function: lactaldehyde dehydrogenase (NAD+) activity. Lineage: Eukaryota; Viridiplantae; Streptophyta; Magnoliopsida; Poales; Bromeliaceae. The record is from RefSeq and is a predicted model, not a curated record. The coding region runs from base 16 to 1719 and encodes 567 amino acids. The transcript is spliced from 9 exons.